Rotaria socialis is the source of this 7599-nucleotide messenger RNA. The record is from the annotation of a GenBank genome assembly. Lineage: Eukaryota; Metazoa; Rotifera; Eurotatoria; Philodinida; Philodinidae.
AUGGUAAACAGAAAAACACCUUUUAAAGCUGCUACUGCUAGAAGAUCGCGUAAAGUUGAAGAACCACGUGUAGAGGAAGAGGAAAGUAAUGAAGACAUGAUGGAUUUAUCAGAUCGGCAUUCAGUUGCAAAGGACGAAGCCAUGACAACUGUUAACAAUAAACGAAAUAAAAUUCAAUCAAAAAACGCCAGUACUGACACAAGAUCUGGAAAUAGAACUGUAAAAACUGGAUUAGAUGGAAAGUAUUGGAAUGAUGCUGAAUCCAACCGACGUACUAGUCCAAUUGUAAUUAAUUAUCGUCAAUUCAAUGGUGGUAAUGCAUCAUCAUCAUCUUCUUCAGUAGAUUCAUCAUCGGAUGAGACGACUGGUACAUUAUCAAAGUCAUCGUCACCAUUAUCGUCAUCAUCAUCAUCAUCAUCAUCAUCAUCAGACGAUGAUAAUAAUAAUGUUUUAUAUAAAAAAAACACAUUUGUUACUUGUCGAAAUGUAUCCAAUUCAUUUUAUCUUUGCCUAAUUUUACAAGAUGUGUAUAUGAAUACGAAAAAGAUUCGUAUUAGUUGGUGUUCCAUUGUCGGUGAAAAAGGUGAUGAUACACCAAUUGGUACCAAUACACGUUUCAUUUUGGAUUACACGGAUACACUUGAUCCUAGUACAAUUUUACUUAGUGUACCAGAUAUUUUGUAUCAUGAUGACAAUACAAUGUCAUUAAAGAAUGAAGAUAUUACUGAAACAAAACGUUUAUUGGAAAAAUCGAUUCGUGAUGAAUCACUCUCAUCUGAUGAUAUGAUGGAAACCGAACAUCAUCAGCCAAAGAAGACGCAAAGCCAUUUACAUUUCGAAUCAACUAGCGAUUCAAGUUCCUCGGAUUCAGAAUCGCCGAUAGCGAUUUCAUCACAAAAUAAAAAACGAAAACGACCAUCAAAUAAAGAGAAAGUUCGUAAACAACCGGGAAAAAAGCGAGCACGUAAAACAUCGAAAAAUACAGCUGGUCAACGUCGUUCACGAGUAUCUGGUGUUACUUCCACAUCCCGUCGGGUAAAACCAAAACAAACAAAAAGUGCUCGUAAAAAAACCGACAAUAACGAUGAAACAGUUAAACCAAAGAAAAAAACAACAAAAAUUCCUAAAGUACCAAAAACACAAUUGUUUAAAGUACAUAGCAAUGGUUCACUCAAAGAAAAUACAGUUGUAACAAAUUAUCAGAAAGAACCGUUCUUUGAAGACAAUUUACCUGUACCAUUUAUUUCGUCAUUUGUUCAAAGCAAAUUAGCUAUUCGUGCUGUACUUAUCAAUGAUGCAAAACUCUUGAAAAGUCUCAUUAACGAUGUUGAUCAUGUUUGUUCGAUACAUGUAAACAGAAGUCUCUAUAAUGAUUUAUCAGCAAUGCAUUAUGCAAUCAAAAAUAAUAAUGUUACUAUGGUUAAAAUUUUACUCGAUGAUAUUAAAACACCGAAAAAAAAACGGUGUCCUUUUCCAACUGUGUCAGUAACAAGACAAACUACCGGAAGAGCUAAUAUUCAUACAUUCGGUUUUCGUACAGCUACUUUAAUGGCAAGUCGUGGUGCUAAAGAAGGCAAUAAUGCAUUAAAUAAAGAUAACAUGUCCACAUCACAGUUUGUUAAUGGCACUGAAAUUAUUUCGUACGCUUUAAAAAAUAAUUGCUCACGUCAAAUAUACGAGUUACUUUGCAAACAUUUCGGAAAUAUAAGUCAUAGCAUUUAUGAUAAUAUUCAUAAAAUAAUUCAAGCUGGCCACCAUAAAUUAGCUGCAAGUAUUAUUGAUGAAAUUAAAGAUAAUAUGUUUCAUGGUUUUAAUUAUCUUCAUCAUCAAGUUUUACUCUACGAUAAUGAAGAUAUAAAAAUUAAUCGUGCAGCAAGUGCGAUUAAAAAGACGAGAGCUAAUUUUAUGAUAACACCUAUACAUUGUGCUGCAAUAAACCCAAAUGCAAAAUAUUUGAAACAACUAUUAAAUAUAAUGCCAGAAUAUAAUAUUCUUGAUAAAUAUGAACGACGACCAAUACAUUUUGCUGCCGCAUGCGAAGGACCUGAGCCACUUGAAUUUCUUUUAUCAAAACAAGUUAAUUUUAAUGAUGUCGAUCGUGGUGGUAAUUCUCCAUUGCAUAUUGCUGUUAUCAAUGGUCGUGCUAUAAAUGCUGAAUUAUUAUUACGUACAGCAAAAGAAAAAGCUGCAGCAAAUGAUGCUGAAGAUCAGAUAAUUGAUGAAAAGUUUGGUCUUGCUUCAAUCAAUCGUAUGAAUAAAUCUCGUUUUUAUCCAUUACAUUUAGCUGUUCUUAAUAAUCAUUUAAAUUGUCUAAAAGUUUUACUCGAAUAUGGUGCUGAUGCUGAUGCUUGCACCAGUACAUCAUCGGGAAAAUUAACACCAUUAAUGUUAGCCUGUCAAAAGGGUUACUUAAAUAUAGUCUCAGAUUUAAUUGAUCAUGGAGCUAAAAUCGAAGCUCGUGAUCGUUUUAAACGAACACCACUUAUACAUGCAUGUAUGUGUGGAAAUGCCAAUGUUGUUUCAUAUUUGCUUCGUUUGGGUACCAAUGCCAAUGUGUUUGACUCAUCAUUGAACACAGCUUUACAUUAUGCUGUUGCCUAUGGAUGGUACUUUUGUGUGCGAUUAUUACUUGAAGCAGGAGCAGAUUUAAAUUGUGUUAAUUCAUGGCAAACAACUUGCUUAGCAAUUGGAUUUUUAAAAGGACACUAUGGUCUCUGUGAUUAUCUUCUUACAGAUCACGGUGUAGAUAUUAAUUUUAAAAAUGAAGAUGGCUUAACAUUAGUUAUGUUAACUGUCGGUCUCGAAGUAUCAUCAUCUGCUGUUGAACAACUUGAAUAUGUUGUAACGAAACAUAAUGCUGAUUGUACGAUUGUUGAUGCUAAUGGAAGUAAUGCCUUACAUUAUUUUGCUGCAAAUACAACGGGUCAAAAUACACAAUACAUGGAUGACGACGCUAAAAGAGUUCUUCAUAAUAAUUAUUGCAAAAUGGCUGAAAUUCUUCUUGCUAAUAAAUGUGAUCCAAAUAAAAUGAACAAUAAAGCGCAAACACCAUUAAUGGUUGCUCUUCAAACAAAAAAUUUCAUUUUUGUUGACUAUUUAAUUAAUAAAGCGAAAAUUGACAUUACGUCCGAUAUUAGUAAUGAUGGUAAAACACUUUUACAUUAUUUUGCAAAACAAUGUCACAAACAUGAACUUAUUCAAACAUUAAUGAAAUUACCAAUUAAUGAUGAAAUUAAAAAGAUGGGUCAAAUAUUUGAUAAUGAUGGUCGAACACCAUUUCAUUAUUGUUCUUCGAAAUUUAAUGAAUUUUGUCAACGUUAUAAAUUUUCAAAAGGUACUGAUCAAUUAAAACAAUCGUAUGAAUCCAUUGUAAAAAUGAUUAAAUAUUGUCUUGAAUCAGCUGAAUGUGAUCCUGAUAUUGAAAUAAAAACAGCAGAUGACGUUAAAAAAUCUACCAAAGAUGGCAAUGAUGAAGAUGAUGACGUAGCAGAUGAUGAAAACGACGACGACGACGAAGAAGAAGAAGAAGAAGAAGAAGAAGCAGAAGACGAAACAUCAAGUGAAAAUAAUGAACAAACAGAUGAUAUUACUCCUAUGGAUAAUGAAACAUUGGAUUUAAAACUAAAAGAAACAAGCAUAUUUUUUCUACUACGUACUGUUCCAUUUAUUGAUAGUACUAUCAAACAUCCACUGGAAUUUUUUCUUAAAAAAACAAAAAAUCUUAAUGUGCUUCAUUAUAAAACUCAUCGUACACCAUUAUUAGAAGCAAUUCAUCUUCAACAACAUCGAACAGCACAAAUGUUAAUUAACCAUGCCUCGUGUGAUAUUAAUUUAUCAACAUCAAAUCUUUUAAAUGAAUAUCAUAAAACGCCAUUAAUUUUAGCAUGUAAAUUACAAUUAUUACCUGUAAUACAUAGUUUAUUAGAAUAUGAACAAUGUAACAUUGUAUUAUGUGAUAAUAAUAAUAAUCAAGGCAUCCAUUAUUAUUUACAAACAUCAAAUCGUACAAGAGAAUAUUUAGAUAUAUUAAAUUUAUUUAUUAAAAAGUUAAAAGUCACGUCUAAUAAUAGUCUAAAUAUUCCAGGACAACAUCAACGUACACCUUUACAUAUUGCUGUCUAUCAUAAUUUAGGUACUAUUGAUGCAAUAACUGACGUCGAAAAAGUAUUAAUUGAAAAUGGAAGUGAUUUAUUGCUCAAAGAUAAUUUAGGAAAUAUACCAUUGCAUAAUGUUUUUGUAAAUAAAAAAGUUGGUGAUGAUCCUGUUGAAUUAUGUGUUUUAAUAAUGAAAGCAAUGAGAUACAAGUCCAUGGAUACACUAAAUAAUCACGGCGAUACACCUUUACAUUUGGCUGUGGAAAAAUGCUCUACAGUAUGUGUAAUGCUCUUACAACAAAAUCAUGCUAGUUUAUCAAUUGAAAACAGUUUAUCUAAUUCAAUCAUUGGUACUUGUAUAGCAUCAAAUCAUUUGAAUUUAUUUAUUACAUUUCUUCAACAAACUUUGGAUAUUGAUCUGGGAAAAUUGCAUCAAUUGCCAAUCGAAAAUUCAUCACCGAAAACUACUUUUGAAACACAAAAAAAAGUUACAAAAAAAGAAAAUUCAUCAAAAAUUGAUAAAGGUGAAAUUUGGAAAUGGAAAUUUAGUGAAAUAAAAAAUUCGAAAGAAUUCAAUCAAUAUUCAUUAAUACAUUUAAUUAUUGAACGCGAUUGGCAAGGUGCAUUAUCAUUAAUUCUGAAUGAAACCGAUCGUUUUUAUUUAACUUAUCUGCAAAUAAUUGAAGCAGCUAUAAUAAAUAAUAAACUUAAUCUUGUACAUCGCCUUUUAUUACGUUUAAAAGAUGAAAUUAACAUUAACGAAACGAAUUCUCGCGAACAAAAUAUAUUUCAUUUGAUUGCAAAUAUGAAUGAAUACAAUGAAACUUUAUUGAAACCAAUUCUUUUAUUUAUUUAUGAUUAUGAAUUUAAUUGGAACACAUUGGAUAAACAUGGCUCGUAUCCAAUACAUUAUGCAUGUGUUAAACAAAAUUUUAUUUUUAUUGACUUCAUACGUGAAAAAUAUCCUAAGAUGUUUGAUUUAAAUCAGUUGGAUGCAUUCGGUAAUACAGCUUACAGUUUAUUAUUUUGGUCAUUGCCAGCUAAAGAAUCAUUUUUAAAUGAUAAACUUCGUUUAUUAAUAACAUCUGGGAAACAAUUAGAUCGUUUAUGUAAUUAUGAUAAUGAAUUAAUUGUCGAUCCAUUAUCAUUUGGUUAUAUUAAUUCGUCAAAUGAAGAUAAAUUUUAUCCACCAAAUAAAUCAAUUAAAGUACGAACAUCACCAUUAAUUCAUGCCGUUGUUCACAAUAAUUUUGAAUUAGUUAAGUUUUUACUUGAACUUAAGGCUGAUAUUAAUUUUCCUGAUGAAAAUAAACAAACACCACUCAUGCAUGCUGUUGUUCAGAAUAAUAUUGAAAUAGUGAAAUUACUUUUGAAUAAAAAUUAUUCACCCGAUGAUAAUCCAACAUCGAUAGCUCCAACAUGCAAACGUUUACGAGGGCGUCGUCCGAAAGGCGGGCCACGAAAAUUUUUUCUUGGUGUUACUACAACUAAUUCUAAUGCAAAUGCAACAUUAAAUAAUAAUAAAACGAAAAAAUUUCAAAAAACAUCAUCAAUUAAUUUAAAUGCAAUUGAUAUUGAUGGUCGAACAUGUAUUCAUCAUUUAGUUCAACCAUUUGCUGAUGGCUCAUAUAAAAAUAACAUCGAUAUACUUCGUCUGCUUCAUUCAUGUGGCGCUUCAUUAGCCAUAGCUGAUAGUUCUGGUUUAAAACCACUCGACUAUGCUAUUAGAAUAAAUUGUGAACAUUUACAUACUGAAUUAAAAAAAUUAACUAAUGAAAGAGCAAACUUUAGCAAAGCAACCAAACAAAAAUUCGAUGUAAAUGAUCCAAAUAAAAAAUUUUUGGAUAAAACAGAUUUUUAUAAUGAUGCUCAAAAUUUUAUUGAUCAAUAUAUUACAAAUCAUCCAGCAAAUAAAUCUAAUAUUGAAUACAAAGUCGAUAAAUUAUCUGGUAUGAGUUUAACAGGUGAAGUUUUAAUUGAUGACGAUAAAAAUGAGCCAUAUGAUGUGCGUUUGACAAAAACUGACGUUAGUUAUGGUACACAUGGAUUGUAUAAUUUUUAUCGUAUGCAAAUUAUUAAACAUAAAAGUAAAAAUAAUUUAUACUUUUUAUUUACUCGUUGGGGUCGUAUGGGUAAUGACGAAGGUCAACAUCAACUAACACCAUUCUCAACAUUUGAUGAAUGCCGAAAAGAAUUUGUCAAGGUAUUUCGGGAAAAAACUGGAAAUUUAUGGAAAGAUACCGAUCAAUUUGAAGCAAAACCAAAAAAAUACUCAUUAGUACGAAUGAAUGAACAUGAUAUGAAAAAAUAUUCAAAUGUACCCAUUGAUUUUAAUCGUUUACAAACUGAACAAGCACGAGCUUCAUCUCAACUACAAUCGUCUGCCUAUAAGAAUCUUAUGCAAACAUUAAUUAAUCGUCAAGCUAUUCGCAAUAAGAUUCAUAAAACGAAAUUAGAUAUUGAAUGGAUGCCUGUAUCGCAAUUAAAACGUGAAACAUUAGAGAAAGCACGUGAUUUAUUAAUGAAAAUUAAAGAAACUAUUCAGAAGAAAAACGAAUUUAACGCAGAAAAUCGAAUUAAGAAAACAGCCGACCAAAAAAAUGAAAUAAAAUCAAUUUUAGAUUCGAUCUAUCAAUAUACAAAUGAAUAUUAUACAUUAAUACCAUUCAAUGGAUAUGCUGACGAAAAACUAGCUGUUCUUGAUAAUGAAAAUCUAUUAAAAGAUCAAGAAAAAAUACUAGAUGAUUUAUUUGAACUUGAAUUAUCCUAUAAAAUCUUAUUGGGUGCACAAGCCAAUAUAAAGUCUAUUUCACCCUUAGAUUAUUUAUAUAAAUCAAUGAAUUGUCAAUUUCAAGCUUUAACUAAAGAUGACAUUGAUUCUCAACUCAUCUUACGUUAUGUAUCGACUAGUUCACCUGAUGUCCAAAUAGAACAAAUAUUUAAAGUCGCACGGUUCAAUGAAGAUGAACGAUUGACGAAAUGUAAUAUUAAUAAUCAUUGUUUAUUAUGGCAUGGAACUGGUAUUUGUAAUUUAAUCAGUAUACUUUCUCGAGGACUUCUCGUUGGAUCUUUAGCUGCACGAGCAACUGGAAGUUUAUUUGGAACAGGAAUCUACACAGCUGAUUCAUUUGCAAAAAGUCUUGGUUAUUGUUCCGGCGUUAAACAGAAUGAUGAUGAACGAUGUUUUAUGCUCUUAUGUGAAGUAGCUUUAGGAAACAUUAAAGAAGUUGGUGUAAUUCGGACUGAUGAUGAUGAUGGUGAUGAUGAUGAUAAUGAUGAUAAACCACUCGAUUUAAAACGAUUUCAAAGUCGAAAAGGUGCCGGUCGACGUAUACCUGAUCCAAAACAUACAAUUACAAGAAAUUCAGGUGUACAAAUACCACUUGGCCAAUUAAUUGAUAAUAAAGAUUUUGGUGGAAGCUAUUAUGGCCUCAAUUACAAUGAAUAUAUCGUUUAUGAUGAAGCACAAGUUGCUCUGCGUUAUCUUAUACAGUUUCGUCGUUAG